Messenger RNA from Ceratitis capitata (Mediterranean fruit fly), 866 nucleotides. RefSeq names its product 23 kDa integral membrane protein. Bases 138 to 827 code for a protein of 229 amino acids. The transcript has 5 exons. Gene Ontology annotation, cellular component: membrane. The record is from RefSeq and is a predicted model, not a curated record. NCBI's taxonomy places the organism in Eukaryota, Metazoa, Arthropoda, Insecta, Diptera, Tephritidae.
AGAUAUUAAUUGACAGUAGCGUGGGUGAGGUCUUUUGGAAAAAGUGCAUAGAAAAUAGCGAGCUUUUGCGAAAAACACACAGUAGUUGAGAAGAAUAAAAGAAUUUAAUUUAAAACGAAAAAGAGAAAUACACGAAAAUGGAUUGCGGUGGUGUUAUAGUGAAAUAUAUACUUUUCAUAUUCAACAUACUCUUCGUAGUAUGCGGCAUAUUGUUAAUUAUCUUCGGUUCCAUAUUGGUAUCGCAUAUACAACAAGUUGGCAGCGUAGCGCAAACCUUAGAAUCUAACAGCGUACCCAUAGCUAUACUUGUAUUGGGAUGUGUAAUCUUCAUUAUCUCUUUUCUGGGUUGCUGUGGUGCAAUACGUGAGGACACAUGCUGCACAAUGACCUACUCAGUCUUCAUGCUCAUUUUAUUCCUGGCACAAAUAGCACUGGUUGUGCUUGUUUGGACACAACGUACCAAAUUUCUCAAUUCGAUGGAUAAGGUUGUUAAUACAAUUUGGAAGCAACACAACACGGAUCAGAAAGUGAUGGACGCCUUGCAAUUGACGUUCAAUUGUUGCGGCUUAAAUGGCUCCACUGACUACACAUUCAAUUUGGAGUCCGUACCAAAUUCCUGUUGUGGUCCAAAUGCCAUCUCUUGUAAUAUGUUGGAAGCAACGAGCAAGGCUGGUUGCGAGCAAGCAUUUAAUUCAUUCUGGGAUAAAAGCAUAAACAUUGUACGUUAUGCUGGCUUGGGCGUUGCUGCAGUUGAGUUGGUUGCAUUCAUCUUCGCUUGCUGUUUGGCUAAUCAAGUGCGCAAUACGAAAAGAAGAGCGAACUACUAGUAGUAAAAUGAUAUUGCCAUGAAGUUGUUAUAAGCUAAA